AUGGCGCAUGCCCAGGAUUCCCAAGAGCCCCAUAAACGGAAACGGGACGCAGACGACGGCGGCGCUCAGCCAGCUCACUCUGAUCGCAUUCCCCAGCCUCCUCCGCCUCAGUCAGGCAAUGCAUCCAUCAUCAAUUACCUAUCCAAAGCCAGUACUGGCAGACUCCAGCUCAUUCAGGGAGAGCCUGACACUUUCUCGGACGUGCUUGGUUUAUUAAAUCAGUACGAAGGAGUUCUCAAUAGACAUGAGAGUCUCGCGGCGAACUUGGGCGCCAAGCUCACCGGGCCCCGUCUUCUAAAAGCUAUGGAGGGAGCUUUUGAGGGGCCCAUUAUCACCAAUCCACCGCCUCCAUAUGGCGCGGCACCCGUCAGCUGGCUUGAUAUUGUCACAUUUGCCAAAACAAAUCCCGAGAAGUUCGUUCUGACCACCGGGCAUGACGGCGAGCGCACAUGCCAGUUCUACUUGAACGGCAUUCAGACCCAGAUCCUGGAAGAUGACUGGCGGCUCAUCAUCAACGGUGCCUUGGACAGGUUCUCUGUCGUGUCUACGGCUCCCUUGGAAGAGGAUGAGACGGCUGAGGUUGCGACACUGGAAAUCGUGGAGCAGCGAUUACAAGUUCUCAUCAAGAAGGCCGAUGAGAUCGCCAAAAGGGCACGACAGCUCAACUACCACUUGAGCGGCCGCAGAGCCGGAAUCAACUCGCGCCAUGGCGGGCAGCAAGGAAGCAGCUCGGCCUUUCAGUCAGUCAACCACUCCAGAGGCCACGUUGCCCACGGAGCCGGAUACGACCUGCACGCAGACCUGCUCCAGCAGUUUCUGUCAUCUUCCCAAGCCUACCCCCCUCGGGUGCCCUCUAGCGCCGGCCUCGAGCAGGCUCAUUCGACGGGCCAACACACACCGCCCGCGACAAUUUCUCACCCGCACUCACUACCCCUACAGGGGCGCCCAGUCGUCGUACAUGCGCCGCCUGUCAUGCCACAGAGAGAUCCGUCGUAUGACCCGUCGUCGCCGCAUCGGGCCAUCAUAACCGCAAGGAUAGAAAAGUUGAACAAGGGAGAUCAGAUCUGGCCGCCGUGCGACCGCUGCCGCAGGCUCAAGUCGCCGUGCAUCAAGCAUCUGACGGCCUGCCAGGGCUGCACGAAGAAGCACGCCAAGUGCGGGUGGAAAACGAUUACCGAAGAAGAGAUAAUCUGGCUAAAUCGCGAGGCCAGCAGCAGCGCCGACGAAGCGCCGCACGUAGAACCGAGCCCGGUUCAACCGGCACCGGUGAGGAGAUUACAAUAUGACCCGACACAGGACGACGGUCGAUCCCAUGACGGCCGGUCCCAUGAGCCGCCGCCGCCGCAGGCGCACCCGCCAACGUCAUCGUCCGCGAAUCUUAUGCCAGGAGGAGACUUAUCUCGGCCGGCUAGCAGAGGCCAGCAGGACCAUCGCCAACGGUCACCUUUAGACCCCGGAUCUCGAAGCAGGACAAGCAGUUUCAUGGACGUGGAGCAUGAACCGCCCCCGCCGAUGAACCACAAGGCGUGGAUGCCGGAGCCACACCCGCACCGCGGGGAGCAGCAGCAGCAGCAGCAGCAGCAUCCAAACCAAUUGCCCAGCCUGAAGAAUGACCAUAUGCUGCUCAGCCACAUGGCAUCGGCUGCGACUGCAGCAGCCGAUGCGCGGGAUGCCACUUCGACGCCCGCGAGUAGCAUGGUUGGGCGAUGA
Molecule: messenger RNA, 1710 nt
Organism: Colletotrichum godetiae
Lineage: Eukaryota; Fungi; Ascomycota; Sordariomycetes; Glomerellales; Glomerellaceae
Exons: 3
Coding region: 1-1710 (569 amino acids)
Biological process (GO): regulation of DNA-templated transcription
Molecular function (GO): DNA-binding transcription factor activity, RNA polymerase II-specific; zinc ion binding
Source: RefSeq, a predicted model, not a curated record